Molecule: messenger RNA, 2024 nt
Organism: Cuscuta campestris
Lineage: Eukaryota; Viridiplantae; Streptophyta; Magnoliopsida; Solanales; Convolvulaceae
Source: the annotation of a GenBank genome assembly
AAUUGAUAAAAAAAAAUCUCCAGAUAUUUCAUUUUUGCAGUCUCUCUCUCUCUCAUCAUUCUGUACUUUUCUUAUUAUUAUUUUUCCCAAAAUCAGUAUAAACGAUCUCUAGGGUUUAAAUUACAUAUUGUUUGCAUUCUUCCUUUUCUUGAUGAUUCCAUUUUGAUAAAUUUCCGUUUCAGUUGCAGCUCUGUUCUCUUAUUUGAAAAUAAUUGUUCUUGAUUUUUUUUUUUAAAAAAAGAAUUGGGAUAAGGGAUAAUUCGAAUUCAGAUGGGUAUUUGCUAUUCUUCCGAGAGUAGAAAUGGAAACGACGGCUGUAGAAAGGACAGCGGCAGGAAAUCCGUCAUCGGCAGCGUCAGCGGCGAGCUCAGCUCAUUUUUCAGCAAGCUGAACGGCGGCGUCACCGGAAGCGGAGCUCUGGGCGGCGGCGGGCUGAAGGAGCGUGCUCUGCAUCAGAUUCCCGGGAGACUGUUCUCCAAUGGAUCGAGCUCCGUCGCGAGCUUGUUUACUCAGCAAGGAAAGAAAGGAACCAAUCAGGACGCUAUGAUCGUUUGGGAGAAUUUCUGUUCGAGAGCUGGGACAAUCUUUUGCGGAGUAUUUGAUGGACACGGGCCUUAUGGCCAUAUGGUUGCAAGGAGAGUAAGAGAUUCUCUUCCACUAUUGUUGAACACAGAGUUGGAAGUGAAAUCUUCUGCUGAUCCAACCGUUGCCAUGGAGAAUGGGGGCAUAAAUGGGAAUUCACAACCAGAAGAUUUCUUGGAUGAUGAUUUGUGCGACCCAACGGAAGCUGAGAACAAUGAGAAAUUCCCCGAAAUCCACGUGCCACUUAAGCGGUCAAUAUUAAAGGCAUUCAAGUCUAUGGAUAAGGAACUCAAAUUGCACCCCACAAUUGACUGUUUUUGUAGUGGCUCAACUGCUGUUGUAUUGGUUGUCCAGGGACAGGAUAUCAUAGUUGGGAAUAUUGGCGACUCAAGAGCAAUACUAGCAACAAGAGAUAAAGACAACUCAUUGAUGGCUGUUCAACUGACUGUGGAUUUGAAGCCUAAUCUUCCAAGAGAAGCUGCUAGAAUCCAGAAAUUCAAAGGAAGGGUUUUUGCAUUGCAAGAUGAACCAGAGGUCGCACGUGUAUGGUUACCCAAUAGUGAUUCACCAGGGCUUGCAAUGGCUAGAGCUUUUGGUGACUUCUGUCUCAAGGAUUUUGGCUUAAUUUCUAUUCCUGAUGUAUAUUACCACCGCAUAACUGAGAGAGACGAGUUUGUUGUUCUUGCAACUGACGGGGUAUGGGAUGUUCUUUCUAACAAGGAAGUUGUAGAUAUUGUGGCCUCUGCUCCGGGCCCCGCCUCGGCUUCUCGAGCUCUCAUUGACUGUGCCACUAGAGCAUGGAGACUCAAAUACCCAACAUCGAAAAACGACGACUGCGCAGUAGUCUGUCUCUUUCUGAAACAACUGUCCAAGCCUGAAUACGCGAGUUUGGGAAAAAGUGAUGCCGGGGAGAUUCAGAAAUCGGAUACUUGCAAGGAGGGCCGUGUUCUUGAAGAUUCUUGUGGUAAAACACCAGCAAUAAUGACCAGUGAGAUAGUGCCAGUCGAGGAGAAUGUCCUCCUCAAGGGCAAAAGUCGGGGCGAGCAAUCAAAGAGAAGCCUGGCCGAGUGCCUUUCGACCGGAGAUGAUGGUGAAGAAUGGUCUGCCCUCGAAGGUAUAACUCGGGUUAACAGUCUGCUUAGCAUUCCCAGGUUCUUUUCUGGUGAUAAAGGUUCUUCUAGUUGGAGAAAAUGGUUGUGAGACUAUCUCUUCUGUUCCUGCUGAUGUUUGAGAUGUUUAAACAAAAAAAGAAGAGAAAAAUCUCCAAUGUUUGUGUAAAUGGAAUAUGACUGUUAGCAAAAAAAGACUUGGAAAAGGAUACCAUCUUUUGGCUGCUAAUGGUUUGUGUGACAGAACUCAUAGAUUUUGAAUCCCAACAUUUGUAUUUACUUUUGUCUGUUUCUUUUGUCUAUUUCCUUUACUUAUAAAAUAAGGACUAAUGU